Messenger RNA from Exophiala xenobiotica, 1861 nucleotides. RefSeq lists its product as uncharacterized. The coding region runs from base 100 to 1761 and encodes 553 amino acids. The record is from RefSeq and is a predicted model, not a curated record. Lineage: Eukaryota; Fungi; Ascomycota; Eurotiomycetes; Chaetothyriales; Herpotrichiellaceae. Gene Ontology annotation, molecular function: oxidoreductase activity. The transcript has a single exon.
CGAAUAUCUCGAGACUUGGCCGGCAGUCCACACAAUACUCAUACCCAUCGACACGAUACUAGUACCCAUGUCUCAGGCUCAAGCUCAAGUCUUCCCACCAUGCACAUGCACAACGCGCUCCGCCAGGCCAGCACGAAAUCACCAUCCAAGAAGAUGCCGCACAUCGCGGUCAUUGGUGCCGGCGUGGCCGGUCUCCGUUGCUCAGACGUCCUCUCCCGCAGCGGAUGCCAGGUAACCGUCUUCGAAGCACGCAGCCGCAUCGGUGGGCGCGUGCACCAAGUCGAGUCCGAGGGCCAUCUAAUGGACAUGGGACCGAACUGGAUCCACGGGACAAAAGGCAACCCGAUCAUGCACCUCGCCGAGAAGACGGGCACGAUCGUCCUGGAGCCCGAGGAAGCAGGCGGCGCGCUGAUCGACGCAGACGGCCGACGAAGACCGGACGCCGAAGCCGUCGAGUUGUCCGGUAAGAUAUGGGAGAUGGUCGUCGACGCGUUCAAGUACAGCGACGAGCACUCGGCGAGCAUCGACCCGCACACGAGUCUGUACGAGUACUUCCGUGAACAGCUGCAGCUGAGCAAAUCCAACGGCGGCAUUGGCGAGAACAAAAAGCGAGAAGAAGACCUCCUUCACGAGGCUCAAAUGUGGGGUCCCUUCGUGGGCGACUCGGUCGAGAAACAAUCCCUCAAGUUCUUCUUCCUCGAGGAAUGUAUCGAGGGAGAAAACGUCUUCGUCGCGAACACGUACCGGGACAUCCUGAACGAGAUCGGCACGACCGUCACCAACGGCGACAAAAAUAACAAAGUCACCUUGAGGCUUGACACGGAAGUCGUACACUUCGAUACGAGCACCAGCAACCCAAACCCAAACCCGAGACUACCCGACGGCAAGAAGGUGACCAUCACCACGUCGACGGGCGAGAAACCCACGUUUGACGAGGUCGUCAUCACUUGUCCGCUAGGCUGGCUGAAGCGCAACUACACCAGUGCCUUCGCACCACAUCUUCCGUCCAGACUAUCCGAGGCGAUCCAGCACAUCAACUACGGCCGUCUGGAGAAGUUGUACGUCACCUUCCCCUCAGCAUUCUGGCUUCGAGACGAGAACGGCAAUGCAAGUACGGACAAUUUCCCUCUCUUCACGCACUACCACGACCCAAAGUAUGUGGAUCAUCCAGAAGAUGAGACCUGGAACCAAUCCGUCAUGUCUCUAGCUCAUAUGCCUACGUCUUGUGCUCAUCCAACAUUACUCUUUUACGUCUACGGCGCCUGCGGGACGCACAUGGUCAACGCCGUGAAAGACCUCGAACCACAUUCACAGCAAUACAAUGAAGUCCUGACGGGAUUCUCGGAACCGUUCUACUCUCGUCUCCCAACCUAUUCGGCUUCAGAUGCAGCAUGCAAACCGACUUCCUUCCUCAUGACGAUGUGGCAGGCAGACCGCUUCGCUGGGAAUGGAAGCUACUGCAAUUUCCAGGUGGGCCUGGAACGCGGCGACGAGGACAUCGAAGUCAUGCGUGCGGCGGGCGGACUGACGGAUCAGGGGCUGUGGUUGGCAGGCGAGCACACUGCGCCUUUCAUUGCAUUGGGGACUACGACCGGAGCGUGGUGGAGUGGCGAAGGAGUGGCUAGACGGAUAUGUAAUGCUUACGGACUGACCGUGCCUGAAGAUGUAGCGGUGCCUGAGAACGGCGAGGACGUUGGCGUAAGGAAACAGCUCGAUAUUGGGAACCCGGAUGCUGCAAACCUGAAUGGGUUGGCUAUCUGAUUGUAGAGCACAUCAAGACAGCAAGCUGGGAUAUCAUCUAGACCCCCGGAUGAAUUCGCUCGUCGUCAUGAUUCACACCGACUCCAUAGGUCAAGGGCCU